Zingiber officinale is the source of this 3218-nucleotide messenger RNA. Its product is annotated as probable glycosyltransferase STELLO1. NCBI's taxonomy places the organism in Eukaryota, Viridiplantae, Streptophyta, Magnoliopsida, Zingiberales, Zingiberaceae. The record is from RefSeq and is a predicted model, not a curated record. The coding region runs from base 387 to 2726 and encodes 779 amino acids. The transcript is spliced from 3 exons.
GUAAAAUUUUGCAGUCAACUCGCUGGAGUGGAAGAGAAGAGAAGAGAAGAGAGACAAGGGCAGAGCUUGGCGAUGGACGCUUAGUUCCCACCCACCGCGAAUCAAUCGAGUCACUGAAGUGUUCUUCUAUUUUGGUUUGCUUGGAUCCGCCCACCGAUCGCGAAACUUCAACUGCAAUCUUCCUCCCUUCGUUGCUUGUGUCGGCACCACCAACCGAAUGCCCUAUCCUUCAUCAUCACCUAGUCCUGAAGAGAAAGCGAGGGGAAGAGGCGGUAGCAUCAGCGCAGAUCUAUAGCGCUUCCUCUUCCGAUUCUUUCUCUUACGCAAGCAAACCGACAAUUUUUGCUGGAUUUUUGGUUGUUGGCGGUGGAUUCUCGACGGAGGCAAUGCUAGUCCAAGAUCGGUCUCCUCCUUCUUCCAAGCUCGCUUCUUCGCCGCCUCCUGUGCUUCCUUCCACCGUCGCCCACAGCCGCCGCUUCGUCCCGGCGAAAAGCCUCGACUUUUCCACCUGGGCCUCCGAAAACCUCUACAAGAUCGUAUUUGUUUGCUUCCUCGCCCUCACCGUGGUCGCUAUCUUCUUCAUCCGGAGCUCCGGCGACGCCAUCACGCUCCUCAGAUUCGAGAAAUGCUCCGGCUCCGCUUCGUCCGCCUCUUCCCGGAUCCCUUACCCAGAGGUGUCCUGGUCAUCCGUUCCUCCCAUCAAGCCGCUUGACCUCUCCGCUGCGCCCUUUGCUUCGUUCCGCUCCGACCGGUGGAUCGUCGUGUCCGUCUCCGCCUACCCCACCGACUCCCUCCGCUCGCUGGCCAGGACCAAGGGAUGGCAGCUGCUCGCCGUGGGAAACUCCGCCACGCCGCCCGAUUGGUCCCUCAAAGGUGCCAUCUUUCUCUCCCUAAAUCAGCAGGCCGGUCUCGGCUUCCGCACCGUCGACUUCCUUCCCUAUCACUCUCACGUCCGGAAGAGCAUCGGCUACCUGUUCGCGAUCCAGCAUGGUGCGAAAGUCAUCUUUGACGCGGACGACCGUGCCGAGGUCCUGGGCGCCGACCUCGGGCGCCACUUCGAUGUGGACCUUUCGGGCGAAGCGGCAGGGGCCAAGCACCCUGUCCUCUUCCAGUAUAGCCAUGCUGACCCUAACCGGACUGUCGUGAAUCCUUACAUUCACUUUGGGCAGCGAUCAGUGUGGCCGAGAGGACUGCCAUUGGAGAAUGUUGGAGAGGUUGGGCAUGAGGAAUUCUACACGGAGGUGUUUAGUGGCCGACAGUUCAUCCAACAAGGCCUUUCCAAUGGCCUCCCUGAUGUGGAUUCUAUCUUCUACUACACCCGCAAGUCUUCAGCCUUGGAGACAUUCGACAUUAGCUUUGAUGAGGAAGCACCCAAGGUAGCUUUGCCUCAGGGUCUAAUGGUGCCGAUCAACUCAUUCAACACCAUUUUCCACACACAAGCAUUCUGGGGCCUCAUGCUACCUGUCUCUGUGAGCUCGAUGGCGUCUGAUGUGCUAAGGGGCUAUUGGGCACAGCGAAUCCUAUGGGAGAUUGGUGGGUUUGUGACUGUCUAUCCGCCAACCAUCCACCGGGCAGACACCGCAGAGGGGUAUCCUUUUGCAGAAGAGAAGGACCUCCAUGUCAAUGUUGGUCGCCUGAUCAAGUUUCUAGUAUCCUGGAGAUCAAACAGGCGUACACUAUUUGAGAGGAUCUUGCAUUUGAGUUAUGCAAUGGCAGAGGAAGGGUUCUGGACAAAGCAGGAUGUGCAGUUCACAGCUGCCUGGUUGCAGGACUUGCUUGCCAUUGGAUACCAGCAACCGAGGCUUAUGUCACUGGAGUUGGGUCGACCUCGAGCAAACAUUGGAGAGGGAGAUACCAAGGAGUUCAUUCCCAAGAAACUACCUUCUGUGCACCUUGGAGUGGAGGAGGUUGGGGCAGUUAAUUAUGAGAUUGGAAACCUCAUAAGGUGGAGAAAAUAUUUCGGAAAUGUUGUUCUUAUCAUGUUUUGCAGUGGACCUGUCGAUCGAAUUGCCCUAGAGUGGAGGCUGCUCUAUGGAAGGAUAUUCAAAACAGUGGUAAUUCUUUCAGAACAGAGUGACCCAGGUCUUGCUGUGGAAUAUGGACAAAUACAUGAAGCAUACAAGUACUUGCCUAAGGUAUUCGACAAAUUUCAAAAAGCAGAAGGAUUUCUCUGUCUUCAGGAUGAUAUGAUUCUUAACUAUUGGAACUUACUUCAAGCCGACAAGAUGAAGCUUUGGAUAACAAACAAGGUUUCCGAAUCAUGGAUUUCAGUUUCUACUGAUGGAAAUGAUACAGAUUGGCAUGUCAGUCAAGCAAAUUUGGUCAAGAAGAUCGUAGACAAUUUCCCAGUUCAUUUUCAGACAAGUUACAAAAAAAGUGCAACUGUGGGGAGGGUCAUCAUCUGCAGCGGUGAGAUAUUCUACAUCCCUCAAAGGCUUGUUACGGACUUCUCUGACCUUGUGGGAAUUGUGGGAGACCUAAAUAUCCAUCACCGGAUUGCCAUGCCAGUGUUUUUUCUCGCAAUGGACUCACAAGAGAAUUUUGAUUCUAAAGCUCUAGCGACGACUGUCUAUAGGACACAACCCAAGGCUAUGGAUCCAUUUACGAGCUAUUACACUGCCCAAGCUCCUGCCGUGUACCCACUGAAGGUGCACAACGAGUACGAUUUCAUAAAGCUAAUCAGAGCGAUGGCCGCAGGGGAUCCCCUUUUGCUGGAGCUGGUAUGAGAGACUCCCUUGCCGAAGCAUACUGAAGAAAUCUCCAAAGUGAAUUUCAUCCUCUGCAUAUUCUCCAUUCCUAUUCGUACCUUUCUUGUAUGAUGUAAUGUUAUUCAUUUACAGACAAAACAGUGAGCUUUUAGAAACUUCAUUUUUCGAUCUAAAAUGUCUUAAAUGAUACCACAUGGUGAUGUGGUCUGCUCAGAAUCCAGACAUCUCUGGCCACCAGUUUGAGAAUGGCAAAGCAGCAAUCUUUGUAACAAAAGAACUGAUGAGAAGUUGCUAAUCUUGGAACUUUGUAUGGAGAGUGUUGAUAGCAGUCUGAAAUUAGUAGCUGAAGCAUCAUCAUUUACAAAGACUUGUUCUUUAUGCUUUCUUUUCCUUCUUUUUUUCCCCUCUAAUGUCUGUUUGUUAGACCGACAUUGUUUGCAUUGUGCAUAUGACUGAAAUUAUCAAGAAAUGCAGCAUCAUCAGUGCAAAGAGUUUAUGGUUUCCUCAAAA